GAGGGCCAAAGUCCCUAGGUAGUGUAAACCAUUAGCACACUCGGCAGCUAACCAAAAGGUUGGAGGUUCAAGUCCACAUAGAGGCGCCUCAGAAGAAAGGCCUGGUGAUCUACCUCUGAAAAACCAGCUAUUGGAAACCCUAUGACGCAUACAGUUCUACUCUGCCACACACGGUCACCAUGAGAUGGAGUCAGCCCGACGGCAACUGUUUUUUGUUUGUUUUUUUAAUUAGGGGGCCAGCAUAGUGUGCUGGAAAGAGCACGCGUUUCCAGAGUCGAGACACUGGAAUUGAGUCCCAGUUCCACCCCUUACUCCCCGGGAGACCUAGGGCAGGUCACUUAACCUUCUGGGCAUCGAUUUUUUCUACUGGAAAUGAGGAUGGUAAUACCUACCAUCAAGGUGAUUGUGAGCAUUAAACCAGCAUGUAGACCAAAGCACUUACUGGUGUUUAUCAAUCCCUUUGGAGGAAAAGGACAAGGCAAGAGGAUCUAUGAGAAGAAGGUGGCUCCGUUAUUUGCUUUAGCCUCCAUCAACACUGAGGUAAUCGUGACUGAACGUGCUAAUCAUGCCAAAGAGAGUUUAUACGAGAUGAACAUAGAUAAAUAUGACGGAAUCGUCUGUGUCGGCGGGGACGGCACGUUCAGUGAGGUCCUGCAUGGCCUGAUAGGAAGGACGCAGCAGAAUGCCGGCGUGGACCAGAACCACCCCCGCGCCGCCCUGGUCCCCAGCCCUCUCAGGAUCGGCAUCAUCCCCGCGGGGUCCACAGACUGUGUGUGCUACUCGACGGUCGGGACCAACGAUGCGGAGACAUCAGCCCUGCACAUCGUCAUCGGAGACUCGCUGUCCAUGGACGUGUCUGCCGUACACCACAAUAGCACGCUGCUGCGCUACUCCGUGUCCCUGCUGGGCUACGGCUUCUACGGGGACAUCAUAAAGGACAGCGAGAAGAAGCGGUGGAUGGGCCUCGUCAGAUACGACUUCUCAGGUUUAAAGACCUUUCUGUCCCAUCACUACUAUGAAGGAAUGGUCUCUUUCCUCCCAGCCCAGCAUACCGUGGGCUCUCCGAGGGACAGGAAACCCUGCCGGGCAGGAUGCUUUGUUUGCAGGCAGAGCAAGCAGCAGCUCGAAGAAGAGCAGAAAAAAUCACUGUAUGGCUUAGAAAACACUGAGGAGGUGGAGGAGUGGAAGGUGGUCUGUGGGAAGUUUUUGGCCAUCAACGCCACCAACAUGUCCUGCGCCUGUCCCCGGAGCCCCAGAGGCCUCUCCCCGGCUGCCCACUUGGGGGAUGGGUCUUCCGACCUCAUCCUCAUCCGGAAGUGCUCCAGGUUCAAUUUCCUGAGAUUCCUGGUCAGGCACACCAACCAGUACGACCAGUUUGACUUCACGUUUGUGGAAGUUUAUCGUGUUAAGAAGUUCCAGUUCACAUCGAAGCACCUGGAGGACGAGGACAGCGACCUCAGGGAGGGCAGCAAGAAGCGGUUUGGGCAACUCUGCAGGGACCACCCCGCGUGCUGCUGCACCGCCUCCAACAGCUCCUGGAACUGUGACGGGGAGGUUCUGAGCAACUCUGCCAUCGAGGUCAGGGUCCACUGCCAGCUGGUUCGGCUCUUUGCACGGGGGAUUGAAGAGAAUCCAAAGCAAGCAUCGCACGGCUGAGGCCCCUGACGCCCCAUCCACGUUGCUGCCGCCCCAGGGCAAGUGUGGGAGCAACUGAAGGAAACGGCGACCGACCAGUUAUGGCGAUAUAUGCAUUCUAGAACUCUAGACGUUUAUUUUUGAUAGUUCAAUCUUGAUUUCAGGAAAGGACCUGUGGUCAACAAUGUCCUGUAUAUGUUUGGCAUCUUGAGUUCCUUGUGACUCCUUGGGCUGGGCUUCACGUGACCGAUCCGCAGAGGUAGGGGCGUUGCUCCGUAGAUUUCAACAACGCCAGCCGCACAGAUUUUCAAACGGCCACACUUAGUGGCUCCUCUGCAGUACUCUUAGGAACGUGAUAAUAGGAGCGCACGCCACUGAGGCUGCCCCAUCCGGGCACGAGGUGGCCACAAGGCCACUCUGGCCAGGCACGAGACUUGUCCUGUAGUUGUUCGUGGUCAAGUUCUGGAAGGCAGUGGAUUCUCCGCCUUCCUUUUAUCUUCACCUUAGGUUAUGACCACAGUGUGACCGCUUGGUCCUUCCUGCACUCUGCAACUACAAUGCAACACGGUCCUGCUGGAGGCGACCUCAAAGCUUUAGGCCGUUUCAGUGUAAGGCAGGCACUAGGCACUAGGAGUCAGAAGAUUUUAUCCUUAAAACCUCAGCCCUUGCUUUCAACCUAGUCUUGCUUCUGAGACAAUUCAGCCGGCAGCAGGAGCCCCGGGGUUCACUCUGUAAACAGGUGCCAGGAGCUGGGGCUCCAUAAACAGGGACUCGGCCGCGGGGGCAGUUUGUAAAGUGCUAGCCAGGUUUUUACCGUCACGAAUGGAAAACACCGAAGCUGUACAUCGACAAGAGGUAGAUGGUACAGCUAGGCUUUGCGAGGGAAACGGGAAGAAGCUGGCAUUCGACAGGUAAAAAAACACGCCUUGUAAUUCUUUGUGAACUUGAGACACGAGCAUCCUGCCCCAGGCAGGGCACACGUUCCAGCCACGGGGGGGCUGUGGGGCCGGCUCCGGAGCCCCGCGGGUCUGCAUUUUUCCUUUCUUCAUACUCAUUCCUGUGUAUUUAUUGAACGUUCCAUUCUUUUCAGCCAGAACUGUCAGUGGCGUCUUCGUUGUCUGUGUUUUGUCCCUGUCCUCACUGAUCUCUCACCUCCUGCUAAAGCACGUGGGUGUAGGCUAGCUAGGGGAGACCCCCCUGAAAACAUUCCUGCUCAAACCCAUGGCCACUUCUCAGUCGUGUCUCUGUCUUGUGUUAUUUUUAUCCAUGCCCGUGGGCAUGCUGAAGUGUCUGUAAAAUAAUUUGAAAUACAGCGAGAGGCAGCUUGAACUCUGGUUUGCAGGGAGGUGACUGUUACAGGAGGGCUGUCCUGCAGUGCUGACGGGGUGGAUGUCACAGGUGAAGCAGUGUGUCCCUCUAACACUGUCCUGAGACUCCAUUCAGAGCGGUUUACGUUGUCACGUGGACGCCAAGGUUCCUGCUGCAGCAUUUUGGCCUGCCCCGGUCAGGAUAAAGGGCGGGUCUCCGGCAUUGUUUACGGACCACGUGAUCGGACGGUUGCACGGAGAGCAGCUGUUUCUGGUCUGAAUGCUUUGCUCCUGGGUGGAGGCCGGCAGCUCCCUGGGAGCAGGCAGUGGCCGCCGGGGUCCCCGGAGCCCCGAGCAGCACUGGCUUACGGGGUAGAGGACACGCAGCACACGGUCCUUCCCAGGACCACAGGGUCAGGCACAGUGUCACUCCCAGCCCCGAGUGGGCUGCGGGAAGAGGGUUCCUGGGGGUGCUGUGGGGCCCUGGGAGCCCUGGUGUUGCCCCUUGAAAUUGUGUUACUUUGCAGGGUCCCCCAAAGAUUCCUCGAAGCCUUUAUUGUCCCCGGCAAAUUUUUCCAAUGCAUGGCCCACCCUAAAAUCCACUGCCAAUUGUAGAGACAGGGCCCAGGCAAAGAGUCAGCAUCUUACGCUCAACAAGAUACCCCCGGCCAUGCCGAGGGGCCAGUUUUGGCAUAGCUCUGGUGUUCUCACCAACUGCAUACUGACAUUCAAAAGGGCAAACCUAGAAACUUCUCUGGGCUCAUGGCAGGACUCCCCGAGCCCCCAGGUGACCUGCACACGGGGCAGGAGGUGACCCCUCAGACAGGCCUAAUCAAAGGCUCCAGCCCUCAUGUGUCCUCACUUAGCUGGAAUAUCCACAACACAGUCGUUCAUAGUUUUAAAAGAAAGAAAGCAAGAAAAGUGACGGUUAGAUAUGAGAACAUAGGGUCACUUAGAAGGUUUAGUCUACGUUUUGAUGAACUUCCUUGCUCAUUGGUGCAAAAAAAACUAGGCAGCAGUCAGCCCAGGACUUUCCGCUUCUCCUGACGAGGAGCGGAGAGCCUUGUAAGCUGUCCCCGAGUCACGAGGGGCACAGAUUUGACUUGUCCCUUAAUGCAAUCUUGUACGACAGGGAAGUGUUGGUGGGGAAAAGGUUGCUUAAUUUUCUUUCAAAUCUUGCUGGUUUCAAGAUUAGAAAAUGGCACAUUUGACCUGAUACAUUUGAGAAGACAAAAAUAAAGUUACUUUGGGCAGA
Messenger RNA from Loxodonta africana (African savanna elephant), 4197 nucleotides. RefSeq names its product ceramide kinase (gene CERK). NCBI's taxonomy places the organism in Eukaryota, Metazoa, Chordata, Mammalia, Proboscidea, Elephantidae. Gene Ontology annotation, molecular function: ceramide kinase activity. Gene Ontology annotation, biological process: ceramide metabolic process; phosphorylation. Bases 373 to 1656 code for a protein of 427 amino acids. The record is from RefSeq and is a predicted model, not a curated record. The transcript is spliced from 11 exons.